AUGGAUGUGCCGGUUGAGUUCAAGUCUAAAUUGAAAGGGAAAGUGCUAAUAGACGAGUCGUACAUUGAUUCAGCACAUGUGUCAGGAAAGGGAUGGAGCGACGACACACUCGUGUCAGCAGGUGUAGCAGCGCCUAUAUCCAAAGGUGAAAGACUAAUCUUUUUACACGCUGGUGGGGAAAUGGGGUUUAUUCCCAACUGUUUGACAAUGUGGAAAGCGAGUAAAAAAACGGGGGACUAUCACGAUAAUGUAAAUAGUGAUACGUAUGUUAAGUGGUUGAAUGAAAAGUUACUACCCAAUUUACCACCAAGGUCUGUUGUCAUAAUUGAUAACGCGUCCUACCACAACAAGCAAAUUGAUAAAUGUCCAACUUCUAACUCUACUAAAGCGGACAUGCAACAGUGGUUAAAUGGCAAAAACAUUCAAUUUACGGAUGAUAUGUUGAAAGUGCAGUUGUACGAGUUGAUAAAGCUACACAAGCCUGCUAAUAUUCGAUACCUUAUCGACGAUAUGUUCAAAGCUCGUGGUUUUGACGUUCUUAGGCUCCCUCCCUACCAUCCUGAGCUAAAUGCGAUAGAACUAAUCUGGGCAGAUGUGAAAAAUUGGGUAGCAUCUCACAAUGUGACAUUCAAAUUCAAUGAUGUCGAACGUUUGACAAAAGCCAAGUUUGAUUCAAUGACUGUUGUUGAUUGGGAAAAGAAAUGUGAAAAUGUGAAGAAAUUCGAAGACAAUUUUUUCGGAAAUCAGGCUCAACUACAAAAUACUGUCGAAUCAUUCGUUAUAAAUCUUGGAGUGGAAUCAAGUGAUGACGAGGACUUUGAAAUGAUAGAUAGAAGCGAUGACAGUGAAGAUGAUAACAGGGACAUAUUAUGUGAGGUCUAG
Messenger RNA from Macrosteles quadrilineatus (aster leafhopper), 882 nucleotides. RefSeq lists its product as uncharacterized. Gene Ontology annotation, molecular function: nucleic acid binding. Bases 1 to 882 code for a protein of 293 amino acids. The transcript has 2 exons. Lineage: Eukaryota; Metazoa; Arthropoda; Insecta; Hemiptera; Cicadellidae. The record is from RefSeq and is a predicted model, not a curated record.